This is a messenger RNA of Plasmodium gonderi, 903 nucleotides long. RefSeq names its product variable surface protein. The transcript has 3 exons. NCBI's taxonomy places the organism in Eukaryota, Apicomplexa, Aconoidasida, Haemosporida, Plasmodiidae. The record is from RefSeq and is a predicted model, not a curated record. Bases 1 to 903 code for a protein of 300 amino acids.
AUGGUUGUCAUUACAGAUGAAAACAAUUUUGAUUUUACUGAUAUAUUUCCCACAUGCAUACAAUAUUAUAGAAGGGUUGAAAGUAGCAUUAAUGAUUAUUCCCUUAUAGAUCCUUAUAAUAAUUCUUGCGUUCUUAUUAAAUCACAAUUAGGUAUUGAUGUUCAAAUUUUUUCAUGGAUUUGUAAGGUUCUGAGUCACUACUUAGAAAAUAUAAAAAAUGAAUCAGAUGAAGAAUAUAAGAAACGAAAUUGUAAAUAUUUCAACUUCAUACUAAAAAGUGAACACAAAAGGAUUAAUCCUUCUUGCAAUGCAGAGGAAGAUUGUUAUGAUAAAAUGAUAGAGGUAUACCAAACACAAAGGAAAAGUGAACUUGGUGUAUGUAAGUAUUAUAUUAAAAAUCUUAGCGAAGACACAUUUUCUAAAUUUAAAAACCUAAAUUGGUUGUAUUAUUACAAAGAGAAUCUAAUAGAAGAUAUUGAUAAAUGCCCUUCAGAUAGUACGUAUAUUGAAGAAUAUACAAAAGUAUCUAACUUAUGUCCAAAUGGAAAUGAUAGUAGCUUUUGUAAAGAAGUGAGGAAAUUUAAAGAUGAAUAUAUGAAAGGUGCAAAAUCUGAAAAUGAUUGCUCUGUAGUUCUAAAAAUAUUACAUCAAGCUGACAAGAGGGAUAUCCGCAUGGUUAUUUUAAUUGUAUCUAUUUUAACUUUCACAAUAUUAAUAAUUAUAUUCGUUUUAUAUAAAUAUACCCCUUAUGGCUCAUAUGUAAAACCAUGCCUAAAGAAGUUAAAGAAUAUGCGGAAUGGAAAAAAUAAUGAACUACCUAUUUUAAUGGAUUUAUUUGAUGAAACAUAUAAAAAUUUAACUGAUGAAAAUUAUCUAAUAUCAUAUAAAUCUUUAGAUUACUAA